Molecule: messenger RNA, 1207 nt
Organism: Rhopilema esculentum
Lineage: Eukaryota; Metazoa; Cnidaria; Scyphozoa; Rhizostomeae; Rhizostomatidae
Product: sulfotransferase 1B1
Molecular function (GO): sulfotransferase activity
Source: RefSeq, a predicted model, not a curated record
AAAUAGAUGACCCAUGUGACGAGACACUUGAGUAAGUCGGCAUUGUGGUUUUAUACACGACUGUCCAAACCUAAUCGACUGUGUUAGAUUGCAAGUUAAUAACAGCAACUCUUGGUUCUGGCAAGUUUCAAGAAAGCCACGAUUUGAAAAGAGGGAAAUGGCUCACAUAAAAACGUCGCGUCUUAGUGAUGAGGAGAAGGAACUGAUGUCCAAGAAUUACAUUAGUUGGCAGCAAGGUCAGGAAUACGUGCGAGUUGAGCCGGGCAGGUGCACCUUGCCCAUAGCAUACGAGAAGUUAAAGGAUAAAAUCUACAACUGGCCACUAGGUGAUGGGGAUGUCUUUGUGUUUGGUUGGGUGAAAACAGGCACUACAUGGGCACGGGAAAUGGUGUGGUGUCUCUUGAAUGACUGCCAACUUGAAAAGGCCAAGCAGAAGCAGCUCAAUGAGCGAAUACCGUUCAUUGAUAUGGCUGUUAUAGCUGAUUUUGAUGGAAAUUGUGAAAAAGAGCUGGGUUUAAAAUCUGAAGAAGUUAUAGAUAAAUUGCGAAAGUUGCCAUCACCCAAGACCCUCAAAUCUCAUCUGCCUUUUGAUUUGUUCCCUCCAGAUCUUCUUGAUAAAAGCAAAGUUGUCAUGUGUCUGAGGAACCCAAAAGACACGCUAGUCUCGUAUUAUCAUCACGAGAAACUGCUCAAGUUACAUGGAUUCACAGGCACCUUCGCUGAUUAUUUUGAUAUUUUCAUGCGCAAUUUGAUGAUUUAUGGCGAUUAUUUUGAAUAUGCUACUACUGCUUGGAAAAAACGUGAUCACCCGAACAUGUGCAUAAUCUUCUACGAGGAAAUGAAAAAGGAUCUUUCGGCCGUUGUUAAGAAAGUUGGAAAGUUUCUAAAGAAAGAAGUUACAGAGGAGCAAGUCGAGAAGCUUGUGGAACAUCUUAGUUUCAAAACAAUGAAGAACAACAAAACGGUAAAUAACGAAGCAAUCAGAGGUGUGGCUUUUGUGCCAGGACAAAAUGGCAGCUUUAUUAGGAAGGGAGAAGUCGGAGAUUGGAAAAAUUACUUCACAGAUGAAAUGAAUAAGAAGAUGGAUGCAGAAAUUGACAGGCGUUUUAAAGGAAUUGGACUCGAAUUUGAAUAUGAGUAAAUGUUUUAUUUUUUUACUGUUGUUUAGCCAAUUUUUGGAUUCAUUUGCAAUAACGAAAGAAGUGAA